AUCGGACACAGAAUCUUGGUGUAUCCUUAUUGGGACGUUGGACUACCCGAAGAGUAACUGUUUGUUGUUUCGCUGCGUUCGGGUUUCUCCGUAUAUAGCUGCCAAUAUUAAGUUUGGGCUUUCAAUCAAUCUGUAAAUGUAGAUUCUUGUACAGCUAUACUGGGUAAAAAUAUAAUCGAUGCACGUACCCGUCACUCGCGCAUCAGCUAGUGCGUCUUCUCUUGUAAUGUAUCUUGUUGUGACGCAGAAUGUGGCGCGAACACAAAGAUUCUAGUUGGACGAUACAGGAAAUCCGCUAUUGUUUGUCGCAUGUGCUGUUGUAAGUUUUGAAGUCACCUUCCAUGAUAUACGUUCACAUAUAACUAUGCGUGAUCUUAAUCGACGCAAAAUGAAAAUGUUUAUGCAUUGCCGUUGUUACCGACGCCAAAACCAAGCUAUAAAAAAGGAGACCUGGCUAGGCAGACUUUCCAUCAACCAUCACCACUGAGAACAAAACAAAAUAAUUCCUAGUAAGUGGGUACGCUGAAGCCAUGGCAGGCCGAGCUCUCACUCACACUCACUUCCAGCUCAUUGCCGCCAUCCUGGUGGCGCUCGUCGCCACAUGCCACGCCGGCAGCAUCGCCGUGUACUGGGGUCAGAACGACGGCGAGUCGUCCCUGUCCGCUACGUGCGCGUCCGGGAACUACAAGUUCGUCAUCCUCGCCUUCGUCUACAAGUUCGGCAAGGGCCAGACGCCGGACCUGAACCUCGCCGGGCACUGCGAGCCCGCGUCGGGCGGCUGCAAGUUUCUGAGCAAGGACAUCCAGUCGUGCCAGCGCCGCGGUGUCAAGGUCCUCCUCUCCAUCGGCGGCGGCGAGGGCAGCUACGGCCUGUCGUCAGAACAGGACGCCCGCGAAGUGGCCGCCUACCUCUGGAACACUUACCUGGGCGGCACCUCGUCGUCCCGCCCCCUCGGCGACGCCGUCCUCGACGGCGUCGACUUCGACAUCGAGAAAGGCGGCGCCAAGUUCUGGGACAGCCUCGCCAGGGACCUCAAGAACUUGGGCAAGAAGAAGGGCAGCAAGGGGGUGCUUCUGAGCGCGGCGCCGCAGUGCCCGUUCCCGGACGAGUGGGACAACGGCGCGAUCGACACGGGGCUGUUCGACUACGUGUGGGUGCAGUUCUACAACAACGAGCCGUGCCAGGUGAGCGCUGGCCGCGGCGCGUUCCUGGCGGCGUGGAAGAGGUGGCAGUCGGUGCCGGCGGGGAAGAUCUUCCUGGGCCUGCCCGCCGCCAAGAGCGCGGCGGGCACCGGGUUCGUGCCCGCCGCCCAGCUCACGUCGCAGGUGCUGCCGCUCAUCAAGGGCUCGCCCAAGUACGGCGGCGUCAUGCUCUGGUCAAAGUACUACGACGACCGCACGGGCUACAGCAACGCCAUCAAGAAACAUGUCUGAUAAUUUCCCGUAAAAUGCAGGCGCUGCUGCGGCUGGUUGCUUGCUUAUGUUCGUGUCACAACGUAUUACAGGGUCGUGAGAGAAUGCUGUCUGUAGUGCAGUGAAU
Molecule: messenger RNA, 1539 nt
Organism: Sorghum bicolor (sorghum)
Lineage: Eukaryota; Viridiplantae; Streptophyta; Magnoliopsida; Poales; Poaceae
Product: acidic endochitinase SE2
Exons: 2
Coding region: 531-1433 (300 amino acids)
Biological process (GO): carbohydrate metabolic process
Cellular component (GO): extracellular region
Molecular function (GO): chitinase activity
Source: RefSeq, a predicted model, not a curated record